AUGGUGCACCAUCUGGUGUUGGGCAAUACUGCAACUCCCGCGAAAGACGGCAAGCGAUACAAUUGGACGUUUUAUGUCCGGGGUGCCACAGACUACCUUGAUUCGGUGACGAUCAAACUGCAUCCAACCUUCAAAGAUCCUGUGCGCACUUGUGAUGCAGCUCCCUUCGAGUUCAAGUCGAGGGGCUGGGGCACCUUCGAGAUUGCCGUUCUGUUGAAGUUCAAAGAGGGUACGAGUCUGAGGACAUCUUGGGAGCUUCAGUUCGAUCAGGAGGACGCGAGUGGGCAGCUGGAGGUGCCGCCCGGCAUAAUGGCAUCGCUGCCAACACUAAGCAGCCACAAGACAGAGACGCUCCAUCCACUCAGUCCACCCCCUCCUCCCCCCCCUCCACCUCCUCCUGCGCCGACGGAUGACAGGGAUGGUGCAGAGUCGCACAGUGACAUCUAUGGUGUUCGUGGCAGCAUCGAGGGCUGUGACUCCACGGACGAGGCAAUCCUCGAGCCCGACCCCGCAGAGCCCGCAGAGUCCAGCCCGCCGCCGCCACCGGAGCUGCUGCGAGACACCAGCGAGGGCAAAGCCGACGACGACCCGGUCCGUGCCAGCGUUUGCAAGAGGCUCCGCGAGAGCGCCUUUAUGGACCCAUCGGACCCGCGCUUCAUGUUCGGGCGAGGCUACACGGGUCCUCUACAGGCGCCGAAGGUGAUCUGGAAGAGUAGUCAACCACCCCGGAAAGACCAUUCCUGCCCGAAGUGGCUCACAGCCACGGAGUUCGAGGAUCAGCCGGAGGUGGCGGUUGCAAAGGUGAAGGAGCUGGCCCAGCUCAUCAAGCUGUCCAGGAAGACUGUGGCCUACACCGGUGCUGGCAUCUCCGCCGCCGUGAUUGGCCAGGCGGCCCUUUCCGGUCAGAACACCGUGGGAUGGAAGAACAACACGCGCGCAGCCCCACCAACCUUUACACAUCACGCCUUGGGAUUUCUGGGUCGGCAAGGCUUGCUUCAUGGCUGGGUCCAGCAGAACCAUGAUGGCCUCCCACAGAAGGCUGGCUUCCCUCAAGAGCGCAUCAAUGAGAUCCACGGCAGUUGGUACGACCCGAGCAACCCAGUGGUGAAGUACAGUGGCACCCUCCAUGACAAGUCUUAUCCAUGGAUGCGGGAAGAUGCAGAGACGGCUGACCUCUGCCUGGUCCUGGGCACGAGCCUGGGCGGUCUCAACGCCGACCAGGUAGCCACGAAGACUGCAGACCGAACGCUGCUGCCACCGGCGCCGGCGGCAGGCGUUCUGGCACCAGGUGCAUGGAUCUCGCUUCGGCGACCGGGAGGUCUUAAGGGCCUGGUCACGGCGGUAGCAGAAAAUACCAUUCAGGUACGUUUCCGCCAAAGCGAUGAGGACUCAGAGGAAGAGGAUGACCGCUUGGCAGAGCCUGUAACGCUUCCGCGAGACGAGCGUUUCGAGGUGAUUCCAUCUGUGGGCGGUGGCUUGGGCACUGUGAUCCUGAACUUGCAGCAAACAGCGCAGGACGGGAAGAUGACACUGCGUCUCUUCGGCAAGUCGGAUGACAUUCUGCGAAUGCUGCUGCCGGAGCUGGGAUUUGGCCUGAGCAUCGUACGUCCCCCGGUCUGGCCCAGGCAGGAGCGAGUGCUGGUGCCCUACGACAAAGACGGUCGGCGCUUGCGGUCGGGCUCGGGUAAGCGGAUGUGGCUGGACCUUCAGAAAGGGCAAGCGGUGCGCAUAACGCCCGGCCACAACAUCCAGGGGGCCAAGCAGCCUGGAUACAUGCACAUCGGGGCGAGGAAGCCAAUAGUGGUGAAGGGAGAGACGCGACAACCAGGUGUUGGAGUCGGAACAGUGUUGAACCGCUGCAAUACAACCUGCAGCUUUAUCUUGCAGAUCGAAGGCGUCCAGAUGCGCUUAGGCAUUUGGACUAGGAGACUACUCGUAGCAUUUCAAGAGGUCACAGGUCUUCUAAGAGGUUCCUUGGCCGUGCCAUUGUACAGCUGGCAGCACGAUGGAAAAGCCCGAAAGGGCAGUGCAUCCGAGCCUGCGCCUUUGCUGGACAACCCAAGUGUGGCGCUGUGUGUAAUCUCGAUGGCCAUGGACUUUUUCCUCUUCUUUGUAAGUUCACUUGGGGUGAUAUUUGCAAGCUUAUUGCGACAAAGCUGCGACAUACCGCUGUGGUGGUUCCUCGCACUGGUUGGUCUUGUGGCCUCCAUCAGUGCGGUGCUCUAUGCCAAGAUGGCCUGGACGGAACAUGGCAGUGACAGGACAUGGACCAUUCAUGGUUUUCUGGCCUUUGUCGUUUUCCUCGUGCAGGGCGGCACGAUGGUUUGGGGCGGAUACCUCUGCUGGCUUGCCUUGGCAAGCUCAGAGUGCGCUGUUGACGUUCUCAACUUCACGCUUGUAUGCACUGGCCUACUGGCGCUGAUUGAAGUCAUCGGCUUCUUUUCGGUGUACUUCGUCUUCAUCCCCUCCUUCAUGAUGCAGCUGCGCGAUGCUGCAAAGUUUACGUAG
This is a messenger RNA of Symbiodinium sp. CCMP2592, 2508 nucleotides long. NCBI's taxonomy places the organism in Eukaryota, Dinophyceae, Suessiales, Symbiodiniaceae. The record is from the annotation of a GenBank genome assembly.